CGCAAGCCACUCACAAACUCCCUCUCUCUCCCGGCCCAUAACUCUCCUGAGUUCUCUUCCGUCAAUCUUUCUAAUCUUUAACACUUUCAGGAAUUAAUUAGUGAAAUCUAUGGCGGGCCGUGGAAAAACUCUAGGUUCCGGAGCUGCGAAGAAGGCCCAGUCGAGGAGCAGCAAGGCCGGGCUUCAGUUUCCCGUUGGUCGUAUCGCCCGGUUCCUUAAGGCCGGAAAAUAUGCCGAGCGUGUUGGUGCCGGAGCUCCCGUCUACCUCGCUGCCGUGCUUGAGUACCUUGCUGCUGAGGUGCUUGAGUUGGCUGGAAACGCAGCAAGGGACAACAAGAAGACCAGAAUUGUGCCAAGGCAUAUUCAGUUGGCUGUGAGGAACGAUGAGGAGUUGAGCAAGCUUCUUGGGGAUGUGACCAUUGCUAAUGGUGGAGUGAUGCCAAACAUUCACAACCUUUUGCUUCCAAAGAAGACUGGAACCUCCUCCAAGCCGGCAGAGGAUGACUAGAUGAUGAACAGAAAAAGAUAGUAGCUGGAGACUUAGCUUUGAUCAAUUUGAAAUCAAAUUAGCUGUGUUGUCUUUUAGGGUUUAUAAGUAUGAGGGUAUUGAGGGUCAGAUCAACGUAGUGGUGCUUUAAUUGUUGUUGUUUUUUUUUGGGUAUUUUUUUGAAUUUUUAGUGAUAGGUGUUUUUAGGUUUGAUGUUAGUUCUAUGUGAAUAUAAAUGGACGAAUGGAUCAAUGAAUCUGAACUGGUUCUGCUAUCGUUCUAACAGUUGUGAAAUGCUGAUAUUUAUGAGAGAGAUUGAUUCAAUGAGGCUUCUGCUAUCUUGGUACUGAAUUCUACGCAAUUUAGUUACCGAUGUUGUUCGGUAAUGGUUUCCUUA
This is a messenger RNA of Coffea eugenioides, 884 nucleotides long. Its product is annotated as histone H2A.6. The transcript is spliced from 2 exons. Gene Ontology annotation, cellular component: nucleosome. Gene Ontology annotation, molecular function: structural constituent of chromatin; DNA binding; protein heterodimerization activity. The coding region runs from base 110 to 508 and encodes 132 amino acids. The record is from RefSeq and is a predicted model, not a curated record. NCBI's taxonomy places the organism in Eukaryota, Viridiplantae, Streptophyta, Magnoliopsida, Gentianales, Rubiaceae.